CUCAUACUAAUAAUUGGAAUACGGGUUGGGUCGGGUUCUACAGAUUGUGUAAUCCAAAAUCCAAACCAAACCCAGAAGAAGCGGGUUGUACAAAAGAAAUCCUCACUCAACCCAAAAUCUUUGUUUUGAUGAUAAAUACGAAUGAGUUGGAUCGGAUUGAACGGAUGGGUCGGUUUUGCGGGGUGUUGCAAGUAGCAACAACAACAACUAUACUGCUCUGCUCGGAAAAAGCGCGAAGGCAGCAAAUUUUCACGGGUGGGACCUACCUACCCUAGUACUGCCCGGUACUCAUCAUCGACGGACGUCCUAUUCCUUCUCCCCCAACUUUUUUGGUAUAUAAUCGCUCCCCCGCAACCAAACUCAAAAUUCGCCUCUGCAUUUUACCCCGCGCCGCCUCUCUCUUCUUCUCUUCCGCUGUAUCAUGAUUUCACUCUAAGCGCGCCGCUCUCCGACUAUCUAGCUAGUAUUUUUCCCGGUGAUCGCCCGACGUCCGCGUAAACAUGGCGGCGAAAUAUGGCAUCAGCCUUGAAGAAGUAAAAAACGAGGCCGUUGAUCUGGAAAGGAUUCCCAUCGAGGAGGUGUUUGAGCAGCUGAAAUGUUCACGGGAAGGUCUCACCGGCGGUGAGGGGGCCAACAGGCUUCAAGUUUUUGGACCCAACAAAUUGGAAGAGAGGAAGGAGAGCAAAUUUCUGAAGUUUCUGGGUUUUAUGUGGAACCCGCUGUCAUGGGUCAUGGAAGCUGCAGCUGUCAUGGCCUUACUCUUGGCCAACGAUGGACGAAGGCCUCCAGACUGGCAGGACUUCAUCGGUAUAGUUACCCUGCUGGUCAUCAACUCCACCAUCAGUUUCGUUGAGGAAAAUAACGCUGGAAAUGCAGCGGCUGCACUUAUGGCUGGCCUUGCUCCCAAGACCAAGGUUCUUCGAGAUGGGUGCUGGACGGAGCAAGAAGCUGCAAUCUUGGUUCCAGGAGACAUUAUCAGCAUCAAGUUGGGAGAUAUUGUCCCUGCUGAUGCUCGUCUUCUUGAGGGUGAUCCUCUAAAGAUCGAUCAAUCUGCUCUUACUGGGGAGUCGCUUCCUGUCACUAAGAACCCUUACGAUGAAGUCUUCUCUGGGUCGACCUGUAAGCAAGGCGAAAUCGAAGCUGUUGUCAUUGCCACUGGUGUGCACACCUUCUUUGGUAAAGCUGCUCAUCUCGUGGACAGCACCAAUCAAGUUGGCCAUUUCCAGGCCGUCCUUACUGCUAUUGGUAACUUCUGUAUUUGCUCGAUUGCUGCCGGAAUACUUGUUGAGAUUAUAGUGAUGUACCCCAUACAGCACCGCAAGUACAGAGACGGGAUUGACAACUUGCUUGUUCUCUUGAUUGGGGGAAUACCUAUUGCUAUGCCAACCGUUUUAUCUGUCACCAUGGCUAUUGGCUCUCACAGGCUGUCUCAGCAGGGGGCUAUUACCAAGAGAAUGACUGCCAUUGAGGAGAUGGCCGGUAUGGAUGUGCUGUGCAGUGAUAAGACCGGGACUCUUACGUUGAACAAGCUGUCUGUUGAUAGGACCUUGAUUGAGGUGUUCGUUAAGGGUAUGGACACAGAGCAUGUCAUUCUUCUUGCUUCCAGAGCUUCAAGGACUGAGAAUCAGGAUGCUAUUGAUGCGGCUAUUGUAGGAAUGCUUGCAGACCCUAAGGAGGCGCGAGCUGGAGUUAGGGAGGUUCAUUUUCUUCCAUUCAAUCCUGUCGACAAGAGGACUGCUUUGACCUAUGUUGAUUUGGACGAUAACUGGCACCGGGCAAGCAAAGGUGCUCCUGAGCAGAUAUUGAACUUGUGCAAUUGCAAGGAGGAUGUUAGAAGGAAGGUUCAUGCAGUGAUUGAUAAGUUUGCUGAACGUGGGCUUCGAUCUUUAGGAGUAGCACGACAGGAAGUACCAGAGAAGAACAAAGACAGUCCAGGUGGUCCAUGGCAGUUGGUUGGUUUGUUGCCUCUAUUUGAUCCUCCAAGGCAUGACAGUGCUGAAACAAUCAGAAGAGCUCUUCACCUUGGAGUCAAUGUCAAGAUGAUUACUGGUGAUCAGCUUGCAAUUGCCAAGGAAACAGGAAGGAGGCUUGGGAUGGGAACCAACAUGUAUCCUUCAUCUUCAUUGCUUGGCCAAAGCAAGGAUGCCUCCAUUGCGUCCCUCCCUGUGGAUGAGUUGAUUGAAAAGGCUGAUGGAUUUGCUGGAGUUUUCCCAGAGCACAAGUAUGAGAUUGUGAAGAGGCUACAAGAGAAGAAACACAUCUGCGGAAUGACGGGAGAUGGUGUGAACGAUGCUCCUGCACUGAAGAAGGCUGAUAUCGGGAUUGCUGUUGCUGAUGCCACUGAUGCAGCUAGGGGUGCUUCUGACAUUGUCCUCACUGAACCGGGGCUCAGCGUGAUCAUAAGUGCAGUGCUUACCAGCAGGGCUAUUUUCCAGAGAAUGAAAAAUUACACGAUAUAUGCUGUCUCCAUCACCAUCCGUAUUGUUCUUGGGUUCAUGUUGAUUGCCUUGAUAUGGAAGUUCGAUUUCUCUCCAUUCAUGGUUUUGAUCAUUGCUGUACUCAAUGACGGAACGAUAAUGACGAUAUCAAAGGAUCGAGUUAAGCCAUCUCCGCUGCCAGACAGCUGGAAGCUGAAAGAGAUCUUCAGUACUGGAGUGGUACUGGGAACUUACAUGGCAAUAAUGACAGUUCUUUUCUUCUGGGCCAUGCGGGAGACUAAUUUCUUCUCGGACAAGUUCCAUGUAAGGCCGUUGCAUGAUAGACCAGAACAGAUGAUGUCUGCACUAUACUUGCAAGUGAGCAUAGUGAGCCAAGCACUGAUAUUCGUGACGAGAUCUCGCAGCUGGUCCUUUGUGGAAGUCCCCGGGAAGCUCCUCCUCCUUGCUUUCAUGGUUGCUCAACUGAUUGCAACAAUGAUUGCGGUGUAUGCCAACUGGCCGUUUGCGAGAAUAAGGGGCUGCGGCUGGGGUUGGGCUGGCGUCAUCUGGCUCUACAGCUUGGUUACUUACAUCCCACUCGACAUCCUCAAGUUCGCCAUUCGCUAUGUUCUCAGCGGCAAGGCCUGGGAUAAUCUCUUGGAGAACAAGACGGCGUUUACUACUAAGACGAAUUACGGGAAAGAGGAAAGGGAAGCACAGUGGGCUACUGCGCAGAGAACUCUCCACGGGCUUCAGCCUCCUGAGACCACCAACUUCUUUGCUGACAAGAACAGUUACAGUGAGCCUUCUGAGAUUGCUGAGCAAGCCAAGCGCCGAGCUGAGGUUGCUAGGUUGAGGGAGCUGACUACACUGAAGGGGCACGUCGAGUCGGUAGUGAAGCUUAAAGGACUCGACAUUGACACCAUUCAACAACAUUACACAGUUUAGAGAGGCAAAGCAACUUGACCAACACUUACGAUGACGAAACAACACCGGCAUGUGUGUAGCCGCCACCAUGCCUAGAGUAUAUAGAUUUCUGGCAAUGUUUGUUAGCCUUCUUAGUAGCAAAAAAUUUGAACUUAGGCAGUGUUCUUAGUUUAGAUAAAACUCUGAAUCUCAUUUUGAUGUCGUUGUUUCGCCGUCUUAGUAUCUAUCUAUCUCCAUCGCCGAUCUCUCUCUCGUUCAGUCACUCCGAUUGGUUUUGGUUCGGGUGAAAAAUUUCUCCUUUCUCGAAUUGGUAUUCGUUAUAGUGGUAUUGACAAUACUUAUACCAAUAGCAAAGGUUAACCUGCCGGAAAUUAUCAGUAUGAACAGUAUCAAAUCAAACCACAAACAACGGUAGGGAACAGCUGCUUGUUUAUCAUCGGUAAAAAAUAGCCUCUCUUUGCUUGAGAAUUCAAGAUUGCUGCAAAUGGGCUCUCUUUUAUAUACAUGCAUUGAGGUAGUAGGGGAAAGCUCUUUAAGCCCUAACUCAAGUCAAGUCAAGCAUUAUCAAGUCAGUCGCGGUGGAUGGCAUAUCAAGUCCAUCCCAAAUCAGUGUUUAGCAGACUCAAUCACGGUAAAGAAUAGUCUCAGACCGAAUUCGUGAUCUGUUGUCUUUAAAAUUUAAGGAAAAUGGUUUUUGGAAAAAUCGACAAAAAAGUUACGAAAAUAUGAUCCGAAAAAAAAUCAGCCCAAAUCGGCGAUUAAGAGACUUCAUCAUCGGUGGAGAAUAGCCUCGAGCCGAAUCCGUGAUCCGGGGCCUUAAAAAUCAAAGAAAAAUGGCUUUUGAAAAAAUUGCAUACAGUGAUGGUACCCCUUUGAAAUUUACCAAAAAAAGCCCGAAAAACUACGACCAAAUCGAUGCUUAUUAGUCUUAAUCAAUAGUGAAGAAUACCUUCAGGUCGAAUAUGUGAUAUGUAACCUUCAGAAUCAAAGGAAAAUGGUCUCUCGGAAAAAUUGUUAGAAAUAUGUGAUGGUACCCCUUUGGAAUAUGCCAAAAAUAGACGCGAAAAAAUCCGCUCAACUUGCUGCUCAAUAUACUUAAUCAUUGGUGAAGAAUAGGCUCGGGACGAAUGUGUGGCAUGUAGCCUUCUAAAUAUAAGAAAAAUGAUAUUUCGAAAACAAUUGACAAAAUUACAAAAAUGCCCUCCGAUAUAUUUUUUUUUUGCCAAAAUUGGCUAUUAAUAUACUUCAUCAUCGAUGUAGAACAAGACCAAGCUGAAUCCAUGAACUGUAGCAUUCAAAAUCCAAAAAAUUGGCCUUUAAAAAAAUUGCACGAAACCCCUUUGGAAUCUGCCACAAAUGAACUCGGAAAAAAUCGGUCAAAUUGGUGCUUAAUAGGCUUCAUCAUCGGUGGAAAAUAGCCUCAAGCCAAUUCCGUGAUUUCUAUCCUUCAAAAUUGGUCCUUCAAAAAAUCGUCUGAAAUCUAUGAUGGUAUCCCUUUUGAAUCCUUCAAAAAAGGCUGAAUCCGUGAUUUGUAGCAUUCAAAAUCAAAGAAAAAUGAAAUUUCGAAAAACUCUCCCAAAAUAUUAUGAAACUACCCUCUGGAAAAAAAUCUUCCCAAACCAAUGAUUGAUAGACUUCAUCAUCGGUGGAGAUUAGCCUAAGGACGAAUCCGUGAUCUGUUGCCUUAAAAAUCCAAGAAAAUAGUUUUUCGAAAAAAUCGCCUGAAAUUUGUGAUGCCUAUAGAACCUACAAAAAAUGGUCCCGGGAAUUUUUUGUCAAAAUUGUUGUUUAAUAGACUUAAUCAUCGAUAAAGAAUAGUCUUAGAC
This is a messenger RNA of Linum trigynum, 5170 nucleotides long. The record is from the annotation of a GenBank genome assembly. Lineage: Eukaryota; Viridiplantae; Streptophyta; Magnoliopsida; Malpighiales; Linaceae.